AUGGAAUCUAAUAAUAAAAAUAUCUUUGAUGAUGUUAUCAAUUCUGAGUUUGAAAAUAAUCUAUCAAGUUCAUCAAGCAAAAAAUUACUUGAUUCUUCUAAAAAUGAACCACAGUCUAAAAAUAAAACCAACUUCAAUUCUUCUGAAAAUAAUCAGAUA
Messenger RNA from Racocetra persica, 159 nucleotides. The record is from the annotation of a GenBank genome assembly. Lineage: Eukaryota; Fungi; Glomeromycota; Glomeromycetes; Diversisporales; Gigasporaceae.